GUUAAAAACACGGACAAGUUAUUUAAAUUUUGGGCUUGCAUCCUAUGUAUGAAACCAAAAUUUAUAACUAAUUAAUUAGUCCACAUGUAAAAAAGACUGGAAUUUGAAAACUUUUUUAUGAUUACAAUUACAAAUUAGUAAUUACCGACAGUUUUUUUUUUUUCUUAAAUUUUUUUGGGGCCCGUCAGAAUUAAAAUUACUAACACCUUGGACUAAUAAUCGCUACCUUAAUUUUGGCCUCUUAUUUUUUUAUUUUUUUAUUUUUCGCUUUUCUGUUUUUCAUUUUUCCUUGACGUGGAUUAGGUAGCGUAACACACAUGUUCUAUUUUAGAUAUUUUUUUACACGGAAAUUUUAAAAAGACCUAAAUAGAUUAUUGGCCACAAACUGAUGAAGUUAAAAGAUAUUAUAUAUAAUCUUUGUCGUUUACCUGUAACAUAAUUGGCAAGAGACUCUCCAUUAUCUCCACAGCACAAUCCUUCUCUUGAAAACUUUAAAGAAUUUCUGGCUUUUCCAACUGAUUAACAAAUUAUGGAAGCAGUCGUCUCUAGCAUUGCUGAAGGGAUAGUUUGGAGAUUGGGCUCUGAAGCUGUACGAGAAAUUGCAUUGCUUUGGGGUGUAAAUGAAGAGCUUAUGGGACUUGAAGAGACCAUUUCAACCAUCAAAGCUGUACUUGCUGAUGCAGAGAAGAAGCAGAUCCAUAACGAUCAAGUCAAAACAUGGCUUGGUAGACUUGAAGAUGUUGUCUAUGAAGCUGUUGACCUGGUGGAUGGAGUUUUCACUGAAGCUUUGCGACGCCAAGUGAUGACCAGUAACACUAACAUAGCCAUGCAGGUAUGCACCUUCUUCUCGACCUCGAAUGAACUUGUAUUUCGACACAAGAUGAGUAAAAAAAUAGAGUCUCUUAAGAAGAAACUAGCUGUGAUUAAAGAUGAUAGACAAUUUCAUUUGGAAGAGCACCACGGAGAGGCUCAAGCAGUGUAUAAUAGAGUGUCAAGGGAUACUCACUCGUUUGUCUCUAAAGGAGAAGUGGUUAUUGGGAGGGAGGGUGAUAGAAUUAAAAUCCUUCAACUUUUGUUGGAUAUGAAAUCUGACCAUGAGAAUGUAUCAAUUGUUAAUAUAGUGGGUCUUGGUGGACUAGGAAAAACCACACUUGCUCAACUUGUGUUCAAUGAUGAAAAAGUCGAAAAAUAUUUUGAUCUUAAAAUGUGGGUGUGUAUCUCUGAUGCAGACUUUGACGUGAGAUUGCUUGUUCAGAAAAUUAUUAAAUCUAUAUCUAAUAAUAAGAAGGUAGAAAAUUGUGAGAUGGAGUUAUUGCAAAAGUCUCUUCGAGAAAAAAUAAGUGGAAAGCGAUAUCUCCUUGGUCUUGAUGAUUUGUGGAAUAAGAAUCGUGAAUUAUGGUUGAAGUUGAAAGAUUUAUUGUUAAGUGGCAUAGAUGGGAGCAGAAUAAUUGUAACUACCCAGAGCAUGGUGGUUGCAAGGAUUACAAAGACCACAUUAGAACCAUAUCUUUUAAGGAAAUCUUGAUGAUAAUGAGUCUUGGUCUUUGUUUCGAAAAAUGGCAUUUAAGGAUGGACAAGAGCCAAACAACUUCAACAUCAUCCAAAUUGGAAAGGAGAUUGUCAAAAAAUGCAAAGGAUUUCCUCUUUCCAUAAGAACCAUAGGAAGGAUGUUGUAUUCUAAAGAUCGAGAAAUCGAGGCAUGUUAUGCAACCCAAAAGUCUUGAGAGAAGGGAACUGAUCCAAUGGUGGCAGAAUUUGGCAUUUGAUACAGCUUGGUAAAGAAAAGCUUACAAGCUGUUUAAGAGAGGGAACCCAACUCGACAACCUCACACCCCCAUAAUCUUCUAACCGCAAGCUUUUUAGAUUUGGGAGUGGCUAGAAUUUCUCCAAUGUCAUUUCAUCCUCGACACUGCUAGUACUUUCCAUGGCGGCUUCAAGAUAUUUUCUAUCAUCUGGUGAAGACCAAUCUAACAUUAAUGAUUGAAGAUAUGGUUUUUCCGUCAAAUUUGCUACCGUGCCAUCUGUUAUUCCAUGUCUUAAAAUGUGGAGAUCUCUUUGACUUUUAAGAGGCAUUUGUUCCUUUAGCUCAGCAACAUGAUCACUGCUUCUAUGCCUCAAGCUUGUCCUUUUACUCAACACAAAAAAAUAUGAUAAUGUUUGAAGAUCAGUUAACUGUCCCAGCCCACUUGGCAUAUAAGUCAAAUUGCUCACCCCCAAAACUCAAAGUGCCUGAGGUUUACUAAUUUUUUCAUAUCUCUUGGAAAUUCUUUGGAUUCAUCCAACCAGGAGAGAUUCAGAGUCUGCAAGUUCUGUAACUUGGUAAUAGAAUUAGGCAAUGCCUUGAUUUUUGUAUAAGAAAGAUCGAGAUACCUUAGAUGCUUCAAUUUUCCAAUGGAAUUUGGCAAUGACUUUAUCCCUGAACUAUGAAGAUCCAAUGUAUGUAAUAACUUGAAUUUCGAAACAAUUCCAUUGGAUAAUUCCAAACCUUCUCUCAAUAUAUUACCUUCA
Ziziphus jujuba (common jujube) is the source of this 2508-nucleotide messenger RNA. RefSeq names its product disease resistance protein RGA2-like. NCBI's taxonomy places the organism in Eukaryota, Viridiplantae, Streptophyta, Magnoliopsida, Rosales, Rhamnaceae. Gene Ontology annotation, biological process: defense response to fungus. Bases 530 to 1525 code for a protein of 331 amino acids. Gene Ontology annotation, molecular function: ADP binding. The record is from RefSeq and is a predicted model, not a curated record. The transcript has a single exon.